Molecule: messenger RNA, 1858 nt
Organism: Neopsephotus bourkii (Bourke's parrot)
Lineage: Eukaryota; Metazoa; Chordata; Aves; Psittaciformes; Psittacidae
Product: beta-1,4-galactosyltransferase 3-like
Exons: 6
Coding region: 393-1427 (344 amino acids)
Biological process (GO): carbohydrate metabolic process
Molecular function (GO): glycosyltransferase activity
Source: RefSeq, a predicted model, not a curated record
GUGAUGUCGGGCGUCUACGGGAGGGUUCCAGGCGAGCCUGCUCUGUCACCUCCCAUAGCCGCUCGGCCGUGCUUUCCGCCGCUGUUUCUGUCUCAAAGCGCUGUCCCGCCGGGGUAGGCGUAAGGCUGCGAGAGGAAGGGGGCCGCUGCGCCUGUGGCUCUUGUGCUCCGGGUGGGCUUGAGCAGCUUUUUGUCUCCUUCAGCCCGCCCCUCGGAGCCUGUGGUGGAAAGGGGAGGUGAAGCCGUGCUAGAGGAGCGGGCUGCCGCCUCCGAAAGUUGGAGGAGGAGGAAGAGGAGGAGGAGAAGAUCUUCCGUGCACAGCGAUGUAGCCCUGAACGUGGAACAGCACCUCAGCUCCUCACCGGUGUGACUGCAGAGCAUGGGCUAAAAACGAUGUCCCUCUCCCGUGCGGAAAACCCUUGUUUUCUGCUGUUUCUGUUUGUCUUCCAAGCGGUGUUUAUCCUGAUCCUGUACCGAGGUGGACCUUCGCAUGUGUUCCGCGGGUUCUUAGACACACCGCAGGUCCUGGAUUACUCCAGGACUCACGAUGUGUACACAAACCUCAGCUUGUUUACCCGGGUUCCUAAUGAAGAAGCUAAGCCCUACUGCUCGGCACGGUCACCGAUAUUUGUUGGUCCAUUAACCAUCACCUUCAGAGUGCUCCCUAGUGAGAAAAUGAUCAUCAGAAAAAACCCUUUCGUUGGGCCUGGUGGCAGCUACAGGCCACCUCACUGCCUGGCCCGCUACCGAUCAGCCAUUCUUGUAGCCUACAGGAACCAGAAGAAGUACCUUCACCACCUUCUCUACUAUAUCCAUCCUUUCCUGCAGCGCCAGCAGCUGAGUUACACUAUCUACUUGAUUCAGCAGGCGGGGAAUGGUACCUUUAACCGAGCAAAGCUGCUCAAUGUCGGUGUCCGGGAGGCCCUGAAGGAUGAAGACUGGGACUGUCUGCUCCUGCACGAUGUCGACCUGGUACCCGAGAAUGAUUAUAACCUCUAUGUUUGUGAUGAAUACUAUCCCAAGCACAUGGCCAGUGCUAUGGAUAAGUUUCAGUACACUCUGCCAUCUAAGUCGUUUUUUGGGGGUGUAUCUGCUCUGACUCCAGAACAUUACAUGAAGAUGAAUGGGUUUCCAAACACAUACUGGGGCAAUGGUGGUGAAAAUGAUGACAUUGCUACAAGGAUUCAGCUGGCAGGAAUGAAAAUAGUCCGGACCCCACCUCACCUCGGACGCUACAAAGUGAUGGACUAUGACAAAAGGACAGAGACACAAGAGCCUUGGGGAAGGUCUGCUUCCCACCACAACACCAGGAAAACAUGGAAAGAUGAUGGAAUGAAUUCAUUAGAGUUCAAGCUCCUCUCCAGGACAAAGCAUCCUCUUUACACCAACAUCACUGUGGACAUUGGUUAUGUUCCCCCCUUCUCUUAGGGGAAUAGAAAAAGAGGUCGGUUGGGUCCAGUAUGGCAGCAUGCAUGUGAGGCUUCAGCCUCUACCUCCUGGUGGCAGUCUCACCUGAGACUAAUCCUUUUGUCUUUCAUGCAUUUGUCUUUCCUGCUGGGUAAAAGUUAGAAGAAAAGGCUUCAGGAAUAGGGUAUGACAGCAGAUAACCAGGCUGGGGCUUACUGUGCACUGUAAAACUAACUCCUGAGCCAGAGCCACCUCCCAGCCCUCAGGGAUCAAGCUCUCCUUACCCAAGUUAUCUGGAACCUUUGUUCCAGAGCUGGAUGGAUGUGUCCUGCUUUGUACUUAAAUGGUGAUUGGGAUAAAAGCUCUUUUGGCAUGAGGCAUGCUGUAUUUUGACCAGCUUCUAUACUUAAGUUCUGUAAAUAUCUGGUGAAUUUGAGUCAAAUGGAGUUGUG